AUGGAUCAGAAGACGGUGAUCCUGAACAACCAUGUCAAAAGACAGACCACCGACCAUAUUGAGGUGCUAUUAGGAGUUGUCGAUGAUGGUGAUGAUGACGAUGAUGACGAUGAUUGUGAUGAUGAUGAUGAUGAUGAUGGCGAUGAUCGGGAUGAUGGUGAUGAUAAUGGUGAUGCAAAAGGCGCUGAUGUUUCAUGCUCUCGCGAUUACUUAUAA
Opisthorchis viverrini is the source of this 216-nucleotide messenger RNA. RefSeq lists its product as hypothetical. Lineage: Eukaryota; Metazoa; Platyhelminthes; Trematoda; Opisthorchiida; Opisthorchiidae. The transcript is spliced from 2 exons. The coding region runs from base 1 to 216 and encodes 71 amino acids. The record is from RefSeq and is a predicted model, not a curated record.